AUGUCACUUCGUCGCUCUCAACGAUCGCGGGGUUCACUGCACGAGUCCCUCGAACAAGAUGCUAACACCCGCACCAGGCCAACGAGACUCACUCGUUUUGCAGCAACAGCAGCAGCAUCUGCAUCGGUGACAGUCUCCCGACCACCAUCUGAUUCAUCAGGAGAGCCAACCAAACAUCUCCGCCUCACCGUAAGAAUGCCUGCUGGCAAACUGCGGGAAGCCACCACUGGCGGCCGUCCCGGAAGACGCAACGUCAAUGUUUUCCGAGAGAACCCCAUCGUGUCUGGACCCCGCACCAGUCGCACCAGAAAGAGGCUCGUAGAGGUGAACACGAGCGAUGAAGAGGACGACGACGACCAAGAAGAAGAAGACGAGAUCGGAGAUGAAGAAGACGCACCCGGUGAAGAUGAUGACGAAGAUGCCGAUGCUGACGGCGACGUCGACAUGGAUGAUGCCCCGCCGCAAGCACCGAUUAGGCGGCAGGCACGAGCAGCUGCGGCUCGUGGCAAAGCUGCCAAGAGUGUCGAAGCCAAGGAAAUGGAACUAGAGGAAGAAGAAGAUGAUGAAGAGGAGGAGGUAGAAGAAGAGGAGGACGAGGACGAGGAGGAGGAAGAGGAGGAAGAGGAGGCGUUUAACGAGGAAUCCGAUGCGGUGGGAGAACCCGAUGACGUGAAUGAAGAAAGUGCCGCCCCAGAUGAGACUGGAGAUGCAUUGGAUCUGGACGAAGAGGAUGAAGUGGACGAUGACAUGGACAGCGAUGCACUUCUCCUUGAUAGCGGCCGACAGACCACCAAACGCCAGCGAGGAAAUCUGGGCGACGACUUUCUGCAACUCCCCAUGGAACCGCAGGUCAAGAAACAUCUCACAGCUGAGGAGCGUGCUAUGCGACGGACCGAAAUGGCUCGCCGGCGGAAGAAUUUGAGCGAGAAACGGAACGAAGAAGAGAAGAUGGACACCAUCAAUCGACUGCUCAAAAAACAAGCUCCCAAGCGGCGCGGUCGAGUCUCCGCCGCAGAAGGUACCGCCGACGUCACGCCCGGCGACCUGGAGGCCCAGGAACAGGAGAAAGCCGAUGCCACCUUCGUGCGAUGGAUCAGCGGCCCGAAUGGCUGCAGUGUCAGUGUGCCCGAGGAAUGGCUGGGCACGCCAGCUGGACGGAUAUUUGGUGCACCUUCCGCGGCCACCGGAAAGCUCGUCGAGGAGCUGUGA
Penicillium lagena is the source of this 1209-nucleotide messenger RNA. RefSeq names its product PAPA-1-like domain-containing protein. Gene Ontology annotation, cellular component: Ino80 complex. Bases 1 to 1209 code for a protein of 402 amino acids. Lineage: Eukaryota; Fungi; Ascomycota; Eurotiomycetes; Eurotiales; Aspergillaceae. Gene Ontology annotation, biological process: chromatin remodeling. The record is from RefSeq and is a predicted model, not a curated record. The transcript is spliced from 3 exons.